AUGUUCAGCUCCGGCAAUCGAAGUGGCGGCUUCGGAAGCUUCGGGACGCAAGGUAGCAAUCCAUUUGGCCAAAAUCAAGUGAAUCCCUUCCAGCCCAAUAGUAAUGCUUCAGCCGUGAAGACGACGUUCGGACAGAGCUCCGGCUUCGGCAAUCAACCUCCCCUCCCUCCGGGCGGCAUGGCGGGCGCUUUAGGUGGCGGAUUUGCAAACCAGCCACCUCUUCCGCCUGGAGGCUUAGCAGGGGCAUCUUCAGUGUCAUCAGGAGGAUUUGGUGGAGCUUCAACUAGCGGGAAUCCGUUCGGCCAGCAGAGCAGCAAGAAGACUCAGAACAGUUCCAGGACGACGUUCAGCUCGACGUCAUUUGGACGUACCGGCGUGGCGUCUUCCAAUGUAUCAGCCGGUGCACACACGACGUUUGGAACAGCGUCGAAUCCUGGCAAGAAUCGAGGUUCAGGGCUCGGAGGAAGUGCUCCGAAGGCUGCAUUCGGUGGAGGAAGCACAGCGUUCGGUGGGAGUGACAAUGGCUUCAACAGUGGACCGAUAGCUUUCGGUACAUCUACGCAGGGGUUCUCACAAGAGGCUGACGGGUUUGGGUCUGGAAGUACUGGAGUACCGACACCAUUAUCAUCGCCAGGUACUUCGUUUGGGAGUCAGGCGUCAGGAGUUCAAGUGCGCAAGAAACAGAUCACCCCAAAGGCAGCUUCCUCUGCUCGUGCAGACAACCCAUUCGCAUCUACAGCCAGAAGUGGUGGGGCUUUGAGUGGGCCUACUGUCCAGACUACUUUUGGUGGAUCGGGUGGGAAUGGCUUUAAGACUUCCCCGUCAUUUGGAAAGCCUUCUCCUCCUGGUAGCGCGGCUACGGCAUUCGGUGGUGCUACCGAUAAACGACGACAGACCGGUCCGAAAUUUGGCUCGGAUAUUUCAGCUGGAGGCUUCGCGAACUCGGCCAUGGAGGCGCGAAUGAAUGGAGCUAAGAAAUCAUUCGGGAAGGGCAAACGCGUUCCGGAACAGGAUACGAAUCCCUUCAAUGGUCAGCAGUUGAAACCUAGGAUCAGUCCUAAGUUCCCUCCUGAUGGAGAUGCGUUCGGGGAGGCUAAGGCGCCUAAGACAAGUCCAACACAUGAAAGACAAGGGAAACAUCGACAAGGGCGACAGAAGAAAAAAGUGCCGAGCACAAGUGAUGACGAGACUUCGUUUGCAAUCAUGUCGUCUGCUACUGCUUCAUCCCGAGACGAGAGCAGUAAAGCUGAACUGUCAGCUGCUAAAAACCUGGAUGGACGUUGUGCUGACAUGUGUAGUCCAGCAGAACGGGAGCUACAUAUCCGAGUCGAUGAGUUGAGCGUCUUCGAGAAGUGCUUCCCUGAUCGCCCAGGAACCGAGCGCGACAUGAUCAUCAAGCGGUUCCAGCGUAGUUCAGCAGACCACAAGCUGGAUAUCGCCGAGGAGAUCCGUCCUCCCGGUGUUCUGCGACGUACACAGCUGUAUAUCGAGCAGGCUAUCAUGGACCUGGAUCAGUGUGGCUUGGAUCCUCGUUUCCAGACGCCUCGAAUCCCGGAGCCUAUCGAGCUGUACAACUUCUGUUGGGACCGAUUUCGAAUGAUCCGCAAAGAUUUCGUGCUCCAGAAUUAUCGUGGCGCUGGCGGUCGAGUGCACCCCAUUGCGCUUGACAUUCACGAGCGUAUCGCGCGCUAUCACGUGCUCAGCGAACACGAACUCAUCGAAGUCCAAAGCUUCGUGGCGCAACAGAACAUGGAGCAGCUUGGCCAAACGCUCAAGUCGCUGAACGAACUGUACGACGAGAGCCACAAGGUCGGGGAUCCAGCGUACUUGAGCCCGUUUGAAGCGGAGUGUCGCGCGUAUUUCAUCCUGUGUACGCUGGACAAUGGUCGUGGUAUGGAUGUGUUGAAAUAUGUGAAGAACCUUUCGCGUCAUAUCCUGGAGAGUCCGCACAUGAAGUUCGCGAUGCGCGUGUUUGUCGCUCGUCAUACAGGCGACUACUUUCAGUUUUUCUCGCUGCUACGUCAAGCGACGUAUCUGCAGUCGUGUCUGCUCUUCCGGUACAUCCCGAACGUGCGAUCUUCCACUCUGCUCCGUAUGAAUCGAGCCUAUCGCAGCCAGACAUAUCCUCUAGAAGACUUAGUAGAGUUGCUAUGCUUCGACGACAUUGAGCACGCCUACGCAGUGUGUGAAGAACAUCAGCUGAAGAUAUCGGGCAGACCAGGUGCUGGUGAUGACAGUUCCAUUAUGGUGAAGUUUGGCGGCGACUUUGAAACCGAUGCCCAGCUACGACGGAGCAAUACGCCGUUGAAGGUUCGCAGCUCCAAGAUUUACGUUGGCAUGAAGCAAGGCAACUAUCUACGGCGAGACAUCUGUCGCGGCGUGACGGAAUAUGCUCGAGAUGAGUAUCCAGCUCUUAGCAAGUUGAUUCAAGACGCUGAACGGGAGGAGCAGGCCAGAUUGUACCCAGAGAGACCAGCGUAUGAGGACGACUACUCUUACUUCGUUGAUUAUAACGACGGAGCGUCCAUGACAGCUCCAAAAAGGCAUGAGCUUAGUGCCAUUGCUCAGAGAAAGAUGGAGCUUGAGCAGAAGAAACAAGCGAUGCUGGAGCGAAUGCGAGAGCUGGAACGAGCGAAAGAGGAGAAGACUCGACGUGAGCAUGCGGAGAAGGCUGUUGCUAGUCAGGCUGCUCAACUUGAAGACCAGAAGAAACAGGAAGCGAUUGCCCGAGUUAAAGCGGAAAAAGAAGCGGCCGAAGCGAAGCAGCAGCAAGAAGCUCUGGAAGCGCAGUUACGAGAACAAAAGAAGCAGCGGGAGCUGGAAGAACAGCGCAGAGAGGCUGAAGCAGCAGCUCGUGAAGCAGAGCGACAACGACUUGCUGCUCUGCAACAAGCGGAGGCUCUGAGGAUAAAGGCAGCGGAGGACGAACGACGUGGACAGGAGGCAAAGCGACAAGAAGAAAUUCGUCGCAAAGCAGCAGAAGAGCGAGAACGACGUCGUCAGCAGGAGCUGGCAGAGGAGCAAGCACGUCAAGCGCGUGAAGCUGCACUGGAGGCGCAACGACAAGUUCAAUUGGCAAAGGAACGAGCUGAACGGAAGAGAGUGCGUCGCAUUGAGAAGCAGCGACUUGCUGUGCUGAAGCUGAGACUGCAUCUGUGGAAGAUAUACGUGCAAGUGUCACGUGACGGUCCUGGGCCAGUGUCACUAGCGUCGAAGCUUCGACUUGAUCAGCCUCAUCAAAAGGCGAGAGACAGUAUGCAGUGGCUUUUCCGAGGUGCUAAUGGAGCAUCAGCAAUCGGCACGAAGCGAAACCUUGGAGUGCCGUCUAUCGCGUGGAAAUUGGUAAUCGCAGAUCUGCUGGAUGGAGCGUCAUCGUCAUUUGGAUUGUGGUGCGCAGUUCGAGCUGGAGCGCAGGAUGUUUCUACACCUGAGCACGACUGUCAACGCAGCUACCAGUCAAGUACCGGUGUCGCUGUGUGCAGUCGGUAUCUGGAUUCAACGUUCGGUCAGCGGAAUUCGCGGGAGAUGCAGCAACACAAGCUCGCUGCUACGUCAGCCAUCUUACUACCGGUCGAUCUGAGUGUACUACAGCAAGCUGGGAAGAGCAGUGUCUGGGAGCAGCAACUUGGAGAGCUGCUGUCGUUACUGAACAGAGGGUGUCGCGUGUCUGUGCUGGCUGUGGGGUUCGCUUCAGCAGACAUCAUGACCACACGAGCAGAACUCUUCAAUACGCUUGAGAGCUGUGUCGAACGAGUGCAGCGUCGAUUCUCAACGCAGUUGGCUCACGUCGGUGUUGAGCUCGUCGAUGCAGGGGCUCAACUUCCUGUACAGUUCGGCCGAAUGCUGAAGAAGAUCGCCGAGUUGUCGCCCCCUGUACGUCACCUCAAGAGCGUCGGCUUGAAGGAACUGCUAGAAGGGAGUGUCAAGGCGAUGAUGUACCGCUUUGAGUCGUCCAUUGGCAUCCAGAGUAACAUCUGCGCUGUCUUCCCACGUGUGCGGCAAGAUGUUUUAUCGUCCGGUGUCAUGGACCUCGUGUACCCGCCGCCAGAGCUUCAGUUCGCUGUUGUGGACCCCCCACGUGGUUGGAACUCGCAGGAGCGGCAACUUGAGAUCCGGUCUGUGCUAACAGCGCUUGAAGCUACUCGCAUCGUGGUCGAGACGUCCCCUGUGCAUCGUGAUCAAAUCUGUGACGUGUACUUUAAGAAGGUGGAGGAGUUUAUCGACCGACUGUUUGUAGCGUAUCCGGCGGCCUCUGCGGUGUCGACGUACGAGCUGAAGAAGAGGAUUUACUGUUUGUUACUUCCGAUCCAUGAAGGAUUGAGUCAAGAUAGCAAGACGGAACAGGUGACGCCACAAGAGGCAGACGUCUUAUUGCCCUGGAGGAAGAUCUUCGAGGAAAUUUACGACACGUUCUUCGAGACGCUGAGCGACAUGACAAUCUACUAUCCAGCGGACUGGCGAGGCUUCGGAUCGAGUGUCUCGAGUCUUGUGGAUGCUGUGCACACGUCAACUCCGAAGCAGCUGUUGGAUUCUACUAAGCGCCACUGCACUGUUGUGAAGAAACCAGUGCAAGUAUCGAUGCAAAGUGUACGAAAGAGCUUUGGAGCACUGAGAGCGGGGGGCGAGUCGACGCAGAAGUACAAGGCGGUGGGCGAGAUGAAGCGUCUUCGAGUCGAGAUCCAGAAGGAGCGUGCUGCCACCUCACAGUUCCAACGCAUGCUCCGCCAGGCGCUGAAGCGCUGGGAAGACUAG
Phytophthora infestans T30-4 is the source of this 4752-nucleotide messenger RNA. RefSeq lists its product as uncharacterized. The transcript is spliced from 7 exons. The record is from RefSeq and is a predicted model, not a curated record. The coding region runs from base 1 to 4752 and encodes 1583 amino acids. NCBI's taxonomy places the organism in Eukaryota, Oomycota, Peronosporomycetes, Peronosporales, Peronosporaceae. Gene Ontology annotation, biological process: mRNA export from nucleus. Gene Ontology annotation, cellular component: transcription export complex 2; nucleus; cytoplasm.